Anisakis simplex (herring worm) is the source of this 606-nucleotide messenger RNA. Lineage: Eukaryota; Metazoa; Nematoda; Chromadorea; Rhabditida; Anisakidae. The record is from the annotation of a GenBank genome assembly.
UUCAACGAAGAUGGUGCACUGCCGAAUUUCAUACGUGAAACUGAAACGAAUUCAUCGUGUCCAUGUAAAGAGGAACAAGCGAAAUUGGAUAUUGGUCGUUUCAUGCCUCAUCCCAGAUGCUCUCAGAUGUUCCGAGAUGUGACGUGCACUGAGACACUCGGCUCGAGAAACUGCUAUAUGAGUGCACAAAACGUUCAAGGAGCAUACUACGAUAGUAGUUUACCGGUUGGACAUGAAAGUUCAUACUCAACGCAUUAUGGACAAGUGUGUUGCUACGAUGAUCAAGGGUAUUUGAUGCAAACCAGUUAUCAGCCAGUCAUUCAAAUCGAUGAAUCUACGCCCUAUAGUCCUGGCUUUCCGAUGCGAGCCUAUGAGUUCGGCACGCGACCUUAUCAAGGAAUGUUUGAGGUGCCUGGUCUGAGCGCAUUUCAUCACGACACCAUGCCAUAUUAUUUAUGCUGUAAAUAUUCAGACUUUCGUUGUCAAAUGUUCUACUGGCGUAGACCAUCGAGUGCUUGUCAACAAUAUCAGCCCGCUGCGAUCGGUUCGUCAACUGCAAAAAUAUCACGCUUUCUUCACUUCACGCAUUAUUCGACCAAUGAAUAA